AUGGCACGAGGUCCUCAAGCGAAAGAUUUCACUAUUGGAUGGAUCUGUGCUCUGCCGGUUGAACUCACAGCAGCAAAGGCAAUGUUGGAUGAUGUCUAUGAACGUAGCAGUUAUUAUGCCCAAUAUACGUUAGGGAGGAUUGGCAUACACUCUAUCGUCAUCACCUGCCUGCCCGCUGGCCAAAUCGGCACCGGCUCUGCGGCGGCAGCUGCUGUAGAAAUGCAGUCCAGGUUUCCAGCCCUCCAGAUGGGCCUCAUGGUGGGUAUUGGAGGUGGAGUACCAAAUCAAGAAAGAAAAUUGGAUAUACGACUAGGUGAUGUGGUCAUCAGUCAACCACGAGGAGGAUAUGGAGGGGUGAUCCAGUACGACUUUGGGAAAACGGGUUCAGAUGGACUGAGGACCCGGACUGGGUUUCUUAAUGCACCGCCUGCUGUGCUCCUGACCGCAGUGGCCAACCUACAAUCAAGUAUUAGUGCUGGAAAAAGCAAUGUCUCCCAUAAUUUCUCUGCGCUUACCCAUCUCCCCGAAUUUACUCGUGGUAAUGCCGGAUUAGACACUCUUUUUGAAUCGUCAUACACUCAUGUUGGAGGCCUCACAUGUGAUAAAUGUUGCAAAGACAGGGUUAUCGAGCGUGAGCGACGAAAGAACGACGGAGAUAUAGUCAUUCACUGUGGCACAGUGGCAUCUGGCAAUCAAGUUAUAAAGGAUGCCAUCACAAGGGACAAGUUGAGCUCUGAGCUUGGGGGAAUCCUUUGCUUUGAGAUGGAAGCUGCAGGCGUGAUGAACGUUUUCCCAUGUCUCGUCAUUCGCGGCAUUUGUGACUAUGCAGACUCGCACAAGAAUAAGAGGUGGCAGCCCUUUGCUGCUGCAACAGCUGCGGCAUGUGCUAAAGAAAUAUUGUCAUUUGUUCCUGCGGUACGACAAAGCUACCUUAAUUCCCUAAUGUUUGAUCAGCUAGAAGAUCGGCACGAUACAAUCAAGGCCGCGCACGACAGCACUUGUAAAUGGUUGCUGAGCAGAUGCGAGUACCAAGAUUGGCUCGACGCUUGCAAGCUUUCAGAGCAUCAUGGAUUCUUCUGGAUCAAAGGAAAGCCCGCCACGGGAAAAUCAACAAUUAUGAAAUUCGCCUAUGCGUGUGCCAAGGAAAAUAUGAGGGAUGUGAUUGUUAUAUCAUUUUUUUUCAACGCAAGAGGUGAAGAGCUGGAGAAAUCGGCAGUAGGGAUGUACCGGUCUCUUCUAUUUCAGCUUCUGGAGAGACUUUCAGACCUUAAAGUUGUGUUUGAUAUGUUGCAAGCGCCAUUCAACGAGAACAUUCACUGGUGGGAAACUACGGCUCUCAAGGGUCUUUUCAAAAAUGCAAUACUGAAGCUCAGGAAUCACAGUCUCGCAUGUUUUAUUGAUGCCCUGGAUGAGUGCGAAGAGGACCAAGUCCGAGACAUAGUAUCCUUCUUUGAAGACCUCGGGCAGCUUACUGCAAAAUUGGGACAUCGCUUCUAUGUCUGCUUUUCGAGUCGCCAUUACCCCCAUAUCACUCUUAAGAAGGGUAUCCAACUUGUUCUCGAGAAGCAGCAAGGUCAUGAGGAGGACAUUAUAAAUUAUGUGCAUAGUGAACUCCGAGCUGGGCAGAGCGGUCUUGUUUCACAGAUCAAAUCCGAUAUCAUUAAGAGAUCAUCAGGAAUUUUCCUGUGGGUGGUCCUUGUGGUGAAAAUACUCAAUAAGGAAUACGAUCAUGGUCGCAUCCAUACACUUCGGAGGCGGCUAGAUGAGCUUCCAAACGGAUUGGAUGAGCUGUUUCAGAAUAUAUUGGCAAGAGACAGUGGGAAUAUGGAAGAGUUGAUACUUUGCCUUCAAUGGAUCUUAUAUGCAAAGCGGCCACUAAAACGCGAGGAACUCUACUUUGCCAUAUUAGCUGGAAUUGAACCUGGGGCACUAACUGCAUGGGAUCCUCGGGAAAUCACAAGAGAUGACAUGGGAAGGUUUCUUUUGAGUUCCUCAAAGGGACUCGCUGAAAUAACGAAAUCCAAGGAUGAAACUGUUCAAUUUAUUCAUGAGUCAGUGCGUGACUUUCUUUUGAAAGAAAACGGACUAAGCAAGCUUCGUUCCAACCUUCUAUGUAAUCUCGCAGGCUUAAGUCAUGACCGACUGAAGCAAUGUUGCCAGAGUUACAUAGAUGCUUCCCAACCAGGUCAGCCACCAUCACAACCACUAGCAAGUGUAUCUUUUCAGGAGCCUAUAGAUAUACAGCCAAAGACAUCUGGGAUUUUUCCCUUUCUUGGAUAUGCUGUGCAGAAUAUACUGUAUCACUCCGAUAUUGCGAAUCUACAUGGCAUCGAACAAGAUGCGUUUAUUAAAGAAUUCCCUCUUGGCACAUGGAUUAAUCUGAAAAAUCCAUUUGCAUGCCAGGAACGUCGUUACACAUCGGAAGCAAGCAUGUUAUAUAUUCUGGCAGUAGAAAACUUUCCAAACCUUGUUCGGAUUGCACUCAGUCGAGUUUCGCACAUGGAUAUUACAGGUGAACAUUAUGGUUCUCCUAUACACGGGGCCUUAGCAUGCGGCAACGAAAAUGUCGUCAAGACGCUCUUGUUGCCUAUGUCUAAGUUUAAGUCUGCCAGUGCUAUAGCCAGCCAUCACUCAAAUUAUCCCACAUGCACAAGGUAUCAAGAGGAGAUCAAUUAUCUGCUCAAUAACAGACAGGAUUUCAGUCGUGGUCACGAGACCCUUCUCUGGCAGGCGACUCGACUCGGUAGACUUUCUCUGAUGAAGGUCUUGCUUGCGACGGAAAAAAUUCAUAUUAAUUCUCCAAAUAAUAUCGGUGCAACUCCAUUAUCUUGGGCUGCAAAGAGAGGGCGUUGCGCUGAGGUGAAGCUGUUGAUUGAGCAUGGUGCAAACAUCGAACCCACGGAUCGUGUUGGACAGACACCACUGUCCUUGGCAUCAUUGUAUGGCCACGAGGCUUUGGUGAAGUUGCUGGUUGAUAACGGAUCAAAUACAGAAUCCAGGGAUACUUCUGGCCUCACUCCAUUGUCCUGGGCGACAAGACAAGGUCACGAGACUGUGGUGAAACUACUGACUGAGCACGGUGCAGAUCUCGAGACUAGAAGCCUUUUCGGUCAGACACCGCUAUUCUGGGCCGUAUGGCAAGGCCAUGAAAUGGUGGUAAAGCUGCUAAUCGAUCUUGAUGCCGAUAUGAAAUCUAAAGAUUGUUCUGGCCGGACACCACUUUCCUGGGCCGUAAUGAAGGGGCAUGAGACCAUCGCGAUGCUGCUACGCAGGAAAGCUGCUGAAAAAUCCGUAACGCUAAGGGACAUCAUUUAA
Messenger RNA from Talaromyces rugulosus, 3315 nucleotides. RefSeq lists its product as uncharacterized. The record is from RefSeq and is a predicted model, not a curated record. NCBI's taxonomy places the organism in Eukaryota, Fungi, Ascomycota, Eurotiomycetes, Eurotiales, Trichocomaceae. Gene Ontology annotation, biological process: nucleoside metabolic process. Gene Ontology annotation, molecular function: catalytic activity; protein binding. The transcript has a single exon. The coding region runs from base 1 to 3315 and encodes 1104 amino acids.